This is a messenger RNA of Asparagus officinalis (garden asparagus), 486 nucleotides long. RefSeq names its product BES1/BZR1 homolog protein 4-like. Bases 75 to 443 code for a protein of 122 amino acids. The record is from RefSeq and is a predicted model, not a curated record. Gene Ontology annotation, molecular function: DNA-binding transcription factor activity. NCBI's taxonomy places the organism in Eukaryota, Viridiplantae, Streptophyta, Magnoliopsida, Asparagales, Asparagaceae. Gene Ontology annotation, biological process: brassinosteroid mediated signaling pathway; DNA-templated transcription. The transcript is spliced from 2 exons.
UCUCUUCUAUUAGAGAGACCAUAAACUUUGUGCAUGAAAUUUGCCAAUCUCAUUAAAACUUUAUAGAGAAAGAGAUGGCUCAUGGAUGUAUUAAAUUAAGUAAGGGGCCAUGGGCAGUCCGGCGAAGAGGCAGAUAUGGUGAUGAGAAGAGAUCGUGGCGAUGUCCUUCAGAGCGAGAACGAGAGGAGAACAGGAGGCGGGAGAGCAGGAGGAGAUUUAUCACGACAAGGAUCUUCGAAGGUCUGCGUCGAUAUGGGAAUUACAAGCUAAGGAAGAAUGCGGGUAGGAAUGAGCUGCUUAAGGCAUUGUGCGAGGAGGCAGGGUGGGAUGUUGAUGAUGAGGGGAACAUCUCUAGGAAGCCUCAGUCUGGAACAGAGCCCUUUGGAUCACCCACUUCUCGUAUGGAAGUUGAGUUCGAACUCACCCUGGCAACUCCUUGUUAAUACAGAUUCCAAACAGUUGCUUAUAUUGUUCUAUUUUUGUUCA